Molecule: messenger RNA, 2043 nt
Organism: Penicillium taxi
Lineage: Eukaryota; Fungi; Ascomycota; Eurotiomycetes; Eurotiales; Aspergillaceae
Product: glycoside hydrolase
Exons: 3
Coding region: 1-2043 (680 amino acids)
Biological process (GO): carbohydrate metabolic process
Molecular function (GO): chitin binding; hydrolase activity, hydrolyzing O-glycosyl compounds
Source: RefSeq, a predicted model, not a curated record
AUGCUGGUUGAUUUCAACAUUUUCAAUGAUUUGGAAGACCCAUCUUCGCAUUCCACCCUCCGUGUCUGCGCCUCUGGUGAUCUCGAGAAACUGCAAAGCUCGUCGACUGUGGGCGGUUGGGGCCCAGUUUCUUCUACAUCCGCAGACGCCGAUUACUCUGAGCUUCUGGAGGCAUUGAAGACUUAUUUGAUUGGCAAUCCUGAAAAACCUGAACUUUUCGGCUACUCUAAUCAAGUGGCCGCUGGAAUUUACCUGGGAGAGAGCCUCCAACAGGCUGCCAAUGUCGAAUCUGCCAUUCAAGAACUACAAAACUUUCUUUCUGCCUCAAAGUACAGCGCUGGUGCAAUUCAGUACUGUGGUGCCAGUGCCAAUACAACGAUCGGCAUAGCGGUUGAUCUGAAUGGGGAUAUUCCAACAGUUCAAGAAUAUGUCAAAACCUGGCACAAGGGAGGAUGUUUGUCUAGCUUUGAUUCGAAGACAUUCGUCGGUACCUCUCUUACCUUCCAGGUUGGCGCCAACCAGGCAAAUGGAACCAUUUCAACUCGUUCCCGGAUAUCGCGUGGAUUGCAUGGCCAUCAUGCUUCUCACACCCACAAACGCAGAACUGAUACAUGCUCAUAUGUUCAAGUCGUAUCUGGGGACAGUUGUUCAUCGCUGGUCACCGAAUGCGGAAUCACAUUCACAGAGUUCUACGAUUACAAUACUGCAUCAGAUCUCUGCUCAACACUCACUGUGGGUCAGUACGUGUGCUGUUCCUCCGGCUCAUUACCCGACUUGGCACUAUCUGCUUAUUUAAAUGGCACCUGCUACACGUAUAGUGUACAGUCAGGAGACAGCUGCUCGAGUCUGGCAAGUACAUACAGUCUCACCGAAGCCGAAAUUGAGACCUACAACAACGCAACAUGGGCCUGGUAUGGGUGUAGCGAGCUACAAGCUGGCCAGUCUAUGUGUUUGUCUUCGGGCAAUCCUCCCUAUCCAGAAUCGAUUGCCAAUGCCGAUUGUGGACCUCAGGUUCCGGGCACUAUUUUCAACAGCACCGAUUCGGGUGACUGGGAGAGCUAUAACCCUUGUCCAUUGAAUGCCUGUUGCGAUUCGUAUGGUCAGUGCGGUAUUACACCAGUCUACUGCAAUCGUACUUUCGCUGCAGAUAACAACCCUGGAACAGCGGCAAAUGGAACGAAUGGAUGUAUUUCUAAUUGCGGAACCACAAUCACCAACUGGGCGGUUUCUCCUUCUUCAUUCUCUAAGGUCGGCUACUGGGAACCGAGCAGUCUUGAGCGCCCAUGUCUACAGAUGGACGCUGUCUCGAUCGACACAUCUCAAUAUACUCAUGUUAUGUUUGCCUUUGGCAACAUCACUACCGAUUUCGAGAUCAAUCGUAUGAUGUCCUUUGGUGGCUGGGAUUUCUCUACCGGCGUGGAUACCUAUAUGAUCUUCCGUGAGGGUACUUCUGCUACGUAUCGGUCUACUUUGGUGACAAAUGUGGUCGCCUAUGUCAAUGAGACCGGCCUCGACGGUGUGGAUUUUGAUUGGGAGUAUCCAGGCGAGACAGAUAUUGACGGUAUUCCAGCUGGAAGCGACGAUGAGGGAGACAACUAUCUUGCAUUCCUUAAAGCUAUGCGAGAAGCACUUCCCAGUGAUAAACUUCUGACGGUUACCGCUCCAGCUUCAUACUGGUAUCUCCAGAACUUCCCUAUUGCUGAAAUAUCAGAGGCUGUGGACUUCAUCAAUUACAUGACCUACGAUCUGCAUGGAAUUUGGGAUAAGGGAAAUGAAUGGGCCGAUGAGGGUUGUACAGCCGGUGACUGCCCCUUCUCCCACAUCAAUAUGACAGAGACCGAAUGGGCUCUGGCUAUGUUGACUAAGAGUGGAAUUGGAACCAGCCAAAUCAUGGCAGGAGUUGCCAGCUAUGGUCGUUCAUUCGAGAUGUCCGAGGAGGGCUGCUAUAUGCCAGUUGCACGUGGAAUGCUGCAGGAGAAGCAGGUGAAUAUACCGAGACUGCUGGAUACAUUUCAAAUGCAGAGAUCAACCAGAUCCUUCUGA